AUGUUUGCAAAGUGCUUGGUUCUGCUGCUGUUUGUGCUUACUUCCUACGCUUCCUACGUCUUUAUCUCUUUAUACCAGAUAGUUAAGGUGCAAAUGAACACUAAAAAAAGAACAAUCAGCGAAAAAGAGUCUCUUCGUCUUUCAGAUGGCGUUGUUUUAUCUGUGGUAGUACACACUUUUAUUUUCAUUUCUUUCAUUGUUUCUAUUAAGCACAGCGAAUACACUCUUCCCGUAGACACCAAUACUCUAUCAUUUCUAUACUGCUGCACUGUAAGCCAGAAUAUAGACACAAUCAAUCCCUGCGUAUAUGCAUUAUUAGAUGCACUCGGCAGCGCAUUUAUGUACAGUGCUAUUUCCACAGCAGAUGCACUUACAGAUAGCAUUAUCAUAAGAACAGCAGUGGAAAUAUUGGUGGCAGCAUUCAUAGUAAAGAGUGAAGUAGAUCAGAAGCCAUGCAGUACUCCAAUACUUCACAAAUCACACAGAGUAACUCUUACAUUCUUUCCCUAUCUGCUGAAGAGACUGUUCAUACACGUGCUGAGGAGUGAUUCAGAUAGAUACUUUAUUAAAUCUCUGUUCAUGGUAGAAAAUAACAAAGACGUUUCAAAGGUAGAGCACUCUUAUGCAGUAGUCACCCUUUUGCAGCUGCUCCACACCCAAAAGAUAGUAGAGCGCAUCAUCACUGCACCAGGUAUCUAUUCUUCGUAG
Nematocida minor is the source of this 708-nucleotide messenger RNA. RefSeq lists its product as uncharacterized. The coding region runs from base 1 to 708 and encodes 235 amino acids. The transcript has a single exon. NCBI's taxonomy places the organism in Eukaryota, Fungi, Microsporidia. The record is from RefSeq and is a predicted model, not a curated record.